UUCCCUGCACCAGUCAUGAAUGUAGAGUUCUCAGAAAAUACUCCUAGAGACGUCAAAAGAAAGCUCAAUCCAGCCAAAGAUCAGGAUUUGGGAGUAUUCAAUACCCAGAGGUAUAACAUCGUCUCAGGGAAUACAGAUAAUGCCUUCAGAUUGUCUUCUCAUAGAGAACGUGAUGGCGUACUUUAUCUGGAUCUCCAAAUUAAUGGUUUCCUCGAUAGAGAAACUACAGACCACUAUGAGUUGGUCAUAGAGGCGUUAGAUGGAGGAACGCCACCGUUAAGAGGGACGAUGACUGUAAAUAUUACUAUAUUAGAUGUUAAUGAUAACCCACCGGUGUUUGCUGAGAGUGUAUACUCGGCUAUGAUACCAGAAAAUGCAACAGUAGGUACUGCUGUCUUGAAAGUGUUCGCUAUAGAUUCAGACGCGGGAGAGAACGGUCUGAUAGAGUACUCGAUAAAUAGAAGGCAGAGUGAUAAAGAGAAUAUGUUUAAGAUCGAUCCCGAAACGGGUGAGAUAACAGUAAAUAAGGCUUUAGAUUUUGAGACCAAAGAAUUGCACGAGUUGGUAGUUGUCGCGAGAGAUAAAGGCGCACAACCCUUAGAGACAACAGCGUUUGUAUCCAUUCGUGUUACUGAUGUAAACGAUAACCAGCCCACGAUAGAUGUGAUCUUCCUCAGCGAUGAUGCGACCCCAAAAAUAUCUGAGUCGGCACAGCUAGACGAAUUCGUAGCUAGAAUAUCUGUACACGACCCAGAUUCUAAAACCGAAUACGCGAACGUUAAUGUCACAUUAAGUGGUGGCGAUGGACAUUUCGAUCUGAGAACUCACGAUAACAUUAUUUAUUUGGUCGUGGUUGCAUUACCGUUAGACAGAGAGUCACAGCCGUCAUACACGCUGAACGUAGUCGCAACAGAUAAAGGUUCACCACCUUUGCAUGCGUCACGAAUCAUCAGUUUACGUGUGACCGAUGUUAAUGAUAACCCGCCAGUGUUUCUCGAGAGUGAAUACAAAACGAGUGUACCGGAAGCCGCAGCUCCCGGUACUCCGGUUAUCCAAGUAUCAGCCAGCGAUGUGGAUGAAGGAGAGAAUGCCGAGAUUCGGUAUUCCUUGCUCCCGACACCGCAGUCUGACUGGUUUUCUAUAGACGAGCGUUCUGGUUUGGUAACAACGCGGGUCCGUGUUGAUUGUGAAACGAAUCCGAUGCCACGUUUGACGGUGGUUGCCAGUGAUCGAGGCAAUCCUCCGCUAUCGUCCACCGCGACGUUGUUAGUGACAGUGUUGGAUGUGAAUGAUAACGAGCCAAUCUUCGAUCAGUCCUUCUACAACGUCACCGUCUCCGAGAAUGAAGCCGUCGGCAGCUGUAUUUUAAAGAUGUCAGCAAUAGACCCUGACUGCGGCGUGAAUGCGAUAGUCAACUAUACCCUGGGUGAUGGUUUGGCUCGGCCUCAGUUCUCCGUGAAGCCAGAUUCCGGGGAACUAUGUGUCUCCGCGCCUUUGGACCAUGAGACCAAUAGUGACUUCGAGUUUCCUGUUAUUGCUACUGAUAGAGGGGGCCUGUCCACGACCGCAAUGGUGAAGAUCCAGCUCCUCGAUAUAAACGACAACGUGCCGGUCUUCACCGUGAGAGAUUACAAUGUUUCUCUGAAGGAGGGGAGGAUAUCGAGCAACGAACCCAUAGUGGCUGUGUCAGCUAGCGAUGAAGAUUCUGGGCGAUUCGGAACGGUCACUUACAGGAUUAUCAACGGGAAUGACAAUGACGUGUUUCGAAUAGACAGAAGUACUGGAGAGAUAUUUGUUACUAAGCCCUCGUUGAUACAGGCGAGUGGGAGGUUUGAUUUGGAAGUAUCAGCGACGGAUGGCGGGGGUCUGGCCGCGGCUCAAGGGGCUGUGGUCCAUGUGAACGUGAUAGCUGCUGGCGUCGGCUCCGCAUUGUUCGACAAGCCGAGAUAUAACUUUCGUGUGCGUGAAGACGUGAGAAGCGGAACUAUUGUUGGGAGUCUCAAAGCUACUGCUGGAGGCAAACAACUGGUCCGUUACAGCAUCGUCUCGGGCGACGUCGACAAGCGAUUCACCAUCGAACCCCACACUGGUGCGAUCAGGACCUCGGGGAAGCUGGAUAGAGAGACCACACCUUCAUACCUCCUCAACAUCAGGGCUGCUACUAGCAAUUCGGCAAACUAUGAUCAGACACAGGUACAAAUAACGCUAGAAGAUGUGAAUGACAACGCCCCAGAAUUCGGCACAUCAUCAGUGAGAGUAUCAGUGGCUGAGUCAGCGGCCAUCGGUUCAGUGGUGUACGCAGCGAGGGCCACUGAUGAGGAUGAAGGGAAGAACGGACAGGUUAUCUACAAUCUGGUGACUGCUACUGGACCAGCUAAUACCUUUGCUGUCAAUCCUCAACAUGGACUGGUGACUUUAUUGAGAUCGUUGGACUAUGAGAACCUCGUCCGCCACACACUCAUCAUAUCCGCCAAGGACGGAGGCAACCCUCAACUGAGUGCCAACCUCACUCUAGCGGUAGACGUACAAGACGUUAACGACAACGCUCCAGUUUUCGAACAUGACACCUACAGCGCGAAUGUUCUAGAAUCGGACGCUGUAAAAACAAAGAUUUUAGAAAUACAAGCCAUAGACAAGGACACCGGUAACAAUGCGCGCAUAACCUAUCGCGUAGUAUCAGAGAAUAAUACAAACGAAGAGCAUUUUAAAGUGCAGCCGGCCACAGGCUGGGUAUACCUCGCCAAACAACUCGAUAGGGAGACGAUAGCUACACACAAAAUGACAAUAAUAGCUACAGACAAUGGAAUUCCGCCUCUGUCAGCGACUGCCAGCCUCAUUGUCAACGUGGUAGAUGCUAAUGAUAAUGAUCCAGUAUUCUCACAGACGGCCUAUGACUUUCUGGUUGAGGAGAAUCAAAAGGUUGGCGCGUUUGUUGGCAAAAUUGCGGCGACUGAUGCGGACUUGGGUGAUAAUGCUUUGGUCAAAUACAGCCUGUUCCCGUCUAAUACCAGCUUCGUCGUCAACCCGACUACAGGCAUAAUAUCAACCAAAGAAGUAUUGGACCGGGAAUACAAAAAUUCUUACUCAUUAUUCGCUGAAGCACGAGAUCAAGGGUCACUACCUAGAUCCAGCAGAGUUCCUGUAUCUAUAAAAAUAACUGACGUGAAUGAUAAUUCACCUGAGAUCAUUGACCCUAGAGAAGACGUUGUUAGUGUACGAGAAGAACAGCAGCCUGGAGCAGAAGUAGCAAGAGUUAAAGCUAUUGAUCGAGAUAAUGGAGUGAAUGCUACUGUUGUAUAUUCCAUCUUGAAUGAAAGAGACAUGGAUGGAUUUGGUGUUUUCGUGAUCGAUUCUAACACUGGUGUUAUAAAAACAAGUACAGUCUUGGAUCAUGAAGAAAGGUCAAUCUAUCGCUUGACUGUAGCAGCCACAGAUGGAGGACAUCCACCGAGACAGACUGUCAGACAGUUAAAAGUAGAAGUUUUGGAUUUGAAUGAUAAUAGACCUACAUUUACCAGUUCCAGUUUAUCCUUUAAGGUGAAAGAAGACGCUAAAGUUGGAUAUAUUGUGGGAACAGUCGCAUGCUGUGACAACGAUAUACGUGAAAAUUCCAUAAACGGAGAAGAAGAAAGACAAAUAUCAUACCUGUUAAUGCCACUUACAUCAGACCAUUCUCCUGGCACCUUUGAAAUUGAUAGAAGAACCGGUUAUCUAGUUGUCGCAAGACAAUUGGAUAGAGAAAUACAGGAUGAAUACAGACUUGAAGUUAGAGCAUUAGAUACAUCUGCUACAAAUAAUCCACAAAGCAGCGCCGUCACCGUUCGUAUUGAAAUUAUAGAUGUUAAUGACAAUGCACCUCAGUGGCCUGAGGAUCCAAUAAACAUAGAAGUUUCUGAAGUAACGCCUGUAGGCAUGACCAUUUACAACUUUACCGCGAGUGAUACAGAUGCAGGGUCAAACGGCGAGCUAAAUUUUAGUAUAAUGUCUUCUCUACCACUAAAUAAAAAUGCCUUUACUUUAGAUCCUCUGACUGGUUCGUUAACUCUUACUUCACCUCUUGAUUACGAGCUACUUAAAGAAUACUGGUUGGUUAUCGAAGCUUCUGACCUAGCUGCCAAUAUAACAGAAAGGAUGGUAACAUCUGCCACGGUACACGUAGCUGUGAUUGAUGCAAACGAUAAUACACCUACUUUUGUAUCCACUAGUAAAGUUUCUGUUACAUUGAACACUUUGUCUGGCACUCUAUAUCAAGCGCUUGCAGUUGAUACAGAUUCCGGUGAUAAUGGCAGAAUCUCGUAUUUUAUAGCCGGAGGAAAUGACCAAGCUUAUUUUUCUAUAGAAUAUGAUACCGGUAAACUAACUUUAACAAAGAAGUACUCUUCAGAUAUAGCAAAAGUAAAGCCAGGGCAAUAUAAGUUAAACUUAACCGCCUCUGAUCAUGGUACACCCUUUCCAAGACAAAGUCAUAUGACGUUAUUUCUUAACUUGCAAGAAUCGACGAAUGUUCCCCCAAGAUUUUCAGACUCUUUCUACCGAGCUAAUAUUAGUGAAGACAUACGCCCAAACAGUUUUGUUACUAGACUGUCUGCGAAAUCAUCAAGAGGUUACACAGGAAACCUUCGCUUCAUGAUACCGUCAAAUGCAGCUGGCGAUAAAUUCGCAAUCGAUGAACGUCUUGGAACAGUGACUGUUAGAACGAAAAUAGAUAGAGAAGAAGCUGACCAUUACAUCUUUCCUGUUUAUGUUACUGAUUCAAGCACAUUUCAGUCUACAACAAAUUUUGACGUCACGACUGUUUUUAUAAGUAUAUUAGAUGUGAAUGAUAACCCACCUUCUUUUAAGCCUGGAUCUUGCUAUACAUUAACAGUGCCCGAAAAUAAUAAUGCGGAAAUUAUACACACAGUAACAGCAACAGACAAAGAUAUCGGAGCCAAUGGGAUGAUAACGUACGGCAUUACAUCUGGUAAUAAUGGAAAUAAGUUUUCUAUUGAUGCUACAACAGGGAAACUCACGGCAAAAACUUUAGAUAGAGAAACACAAGCCAGGUAUGAUUUAACCAUAUCUGCAUACGAUCAUGGUUCACCAGUAGCGCUCCAAGGCUCGUGUAAUCUGACAGUCAUGGUUGAAGAUCAGAAUGACAAUGAUCCUGUGUUUGAUACUGGACAUUACUCCGCUGCUAUACCAGAAGAUGCAUCUAUAGAUACAUCAAUCAUAAAAGUACGAGCAACUGAUGCUGAUUUAGGAUUAAAUAAACGGAUCGUUUACUCACUUGCAAAUGAAAGUCAAGGAUUAUUUAGAAUAGACAACAAGACUGGUAUUAUUUAUACUACCGGGUACUUUGAUCGUGAGAAAAUUAGUAUCUAUCAUUUUGACGCAGUUGCUACGGAUCAAGGCCGAUACGUAGCUCGUUCGCAAAGAGUUUCAGUAGAAGUCACUAUAAAUGAUGUCAAUGACAACAAGCCUAUAUUCACAAAAUAUCCAUUCAAAGAACAGAUGGCUACGCUAACUCCACCGGGACAAAGUUUGCUACGAGUUUCAGCUACUGACAAUGAUAUUGGAAUCAAUUCGGAAAUACUAUUUGAACUUUUGGAUACUUCAAAUAAUAAGUUUCGUAUCAAUCCAACUACAGGAGUCCUUACUGCUACACAGAGCUUAGCAAGUGAAAAUGGAAAAUUAUUACACCUCAAAGUAUUGGCUAAGGACAAAGGAAACCCUCCCCAAAGUUCAAUAGGCCUGAUUGAAAUAAGGAUUGGAGAUUUUCCUGAACAAACACCAAGCCUUGCGUUCCAGAACUCCACUUAUAAUAUUACUAUUGAAGAAAAUUUACAGUACGGCAAAGAGGUAUUACAAGUUACAGCAUUAAGAAGUGAUGGACGUCGUCAAAGAAUUUCCUACGAAUUUGGAAAUGGAAAUGAUCAGUACGCUUUUGAAAUAGAUUCUAAUACCGGAGUCAUAAGGGUUAACAACUCAGCAAAUUUGGAUUAUGAAUCCUAUCCAGGUCCAACAAGGCAACUUGUUAUAGUAGCUCGAACAGAAGGUACGCCUACAUUAUACGGAUACUGCAAUUUAAUAAUAAAUCUCUUGGAUCAGAACGAUCACGCUCCUAGAUUUACGCAACAACAAUACACAGCGAAUGUUCUCGAAGGAAAUACAAAAGGCGAGUUUGUCGUGCAGUUGGCUGCAAAAGAUGGUGAUCGAGGGGCGAACGCAAGAAUCUUAUAUCAUAUCGUCGAUGGCAAUCACGAUAACGCAUUCAUUAUUGAGCCAGCAUUUUCCGGAUCAGUCAAGACGAACAUUGUAUUGGAUCGCGAGAUAAGGGAGACAUACAAACUGACCGUCAUAGCAACGGACGAAGGCAAUCCCCAAAUGACUGGCACGGCUACACUGCGAAUCAACGUGGUGGACGUCAACGACAAUCAGCCGACAUUUCCCCCGCCGAAUGUCAUUUCUGUAUCCGAAGGAGCGGAAGUCGGCUCGAUACUUACAUCUGUUACUGCAAAUGAUGUCGACACAUACCCGGCACUAAAGUAUGCGAUUGUUCAAGGAGAUAACACUUUUUCAAUAGACCGAUACAGUGGAAAGAUAGUUUUAAACAGAGCGCUGGAUUAUGAAAGUAAAAAAGUGUAUCAAGUGAAUAUCACCGCUUCGGAUAAUGAGCACAUAGCGAAAACUACCCUUACUAUAAACGUUACCGACGUAAAUGAUAACUCCCCAGUUUUCGAUGAAAUAUCCUACAACAGAGUAUUACCUGAAGGUAGUGGCGUUAUGGAAAUCGGGUCAGUCAGCGCAAAAGACGUAGACAGUGAUGACAAUGGAAAAAUAUCAUACCAUAUACUUCAACCCAGCCCCGGGUAUUAUAUUCAUUCAAACUCUGGCGUUUUGUAUGUCAACUACAGUGCUUUGCCUGCUCAUCAAAGAGACGUUCAAUUAGCCGUAAUUGCCACAGACCACGGAAAACCAAAUAGAAGUUCCAUUGCUUCAGUGAGGAUCAGUACUGGUGCCUCAUCAGAGAUUAAACCUUUUAUCGGACAAGAUACGUACAGAAUUACCGUUAAUGAAGAUACAGAAAAAGGGACAUCACUUCUUCAAAUUGGCGGAAUCAACGACGUUCUCAAAAAAUAUAAUUUAGAUUUCCACAUAAUAUCCGGCAAUGAGGGUGAUGUUUUCGAUGUGACUACAGAAGGAGCAUUGCUCCUUUCGAACAGAUUGGAUAGAGAAGUACAAGACUCCUAUGCACUUGGAUUAGCUGCGACAGAACAAGGAAAGAUUCUUUCCUAUAACCAAAACAAAACUUCCAUAAUGAUUUUUGUAACUGUCACGGAUGCUAAUGAUAAUGCUCCAAUGUUUUCCCUCACUGAUUUCGAACUUACCAUAAGCGAAGAUGUCAAAGUAGGUCAUACCCUUACUCAACUCUCCGUUAAUGAUGCAGAUUUGUAUGGGACUCCUAACUCUGCCAUAAUAUUCAAUAUUACAUCGGGAGACGAUGAAAAAUCAUUUUACGUUCAUCCAUCGACUGGCAUUUUAACUGUUAAUAAGUCGUUAGAUUAUGAUAUAGGUAGGACUAAACAAAAGCUAAUUAUAGUGGCUUGUGAUCAAGGUACACCAUGUUUAUGCAAUGCUGUAUACAUAAAUGUUGAAAUCCUGGAUGAAAAUGAUAAUACUCCUACGUUCCCUGUAAGUGAAUAUUUCGAAACAAUAGGGGAGAAUGAGCGAGUCGGGACAUCGGUAUUCACAGCAAGAGCCACAGACCUAGACAGAGGCAAAUAUGGAAAACUAAAUUACUCCAUAGUACCAUUGUCCACCAAUUACAAUAGAAACGACGAUUCCUGGAAAAUGUUUCAAAUUGACCCCGUAUCUGGACUUGUAAAUACGAACGCGGUCUUUGACUACGAACAAAAGAAUAAAUACGAGUUUUCGAUUAAAGCCUCUGAUUUAGGCGGAAAAAGCUCAACGGUGAAAGUAAGAAUCGAUAUUGAAAGUCGGGAUGAAUUUUAUCCGCAGUUUACUCAAAAAACGUAUAAUUUUGGAGUACCUAAAUCUGGUUCCUUACCAGCGGGUUAUAUUAUAGGGCAAGCGACUGCAACUGAUAGAGACAAGGGUAUUGAUGGUCGCAUCGUAUAUCAAUUAUCAACUUCACAUUCCUAUUUCAAAAUUAACAGAACGACUGGUGUUAUUAUUUUAAAGAAAAAAGUUGAGUCCGUUAAGAAUUUAUUUGGUGCUGAUAAAUCUAUAAGCUUAGUUGUCACGGCGAGCUCAGGUAGACAAGGUUCUUUGACAAACAAAACUGCUGUAGAAAUACUGCUCGACCCAUUGGCAGUAGUUUCAGAAAUUACAAAUCAUAUGAAUGAUACAUCUGUGGCACAAAGCAGUGGGCUUUCCGACUGGGCAUUAGGAUUGCUGAUAGCAUUUAUAUUCAUAAUUAUAAUAUUUGCAGCGGCAUUUUUAUUCUUGCAUAUGAAAAAUAAGAGACAUAAAAAAGGAAACAAACCAGGAUUAAAUUCUGAAGGUGUAGGAGCUACUAACAGCUAUGUUGAUCCCAGCGCUUUUGAUACUAUACCUAUACGAAACACAGGUCCAGUGAAUUCUGCUAAUCAAUUUGCUCCUCCGAAAUACGAUGAAAUACCACCUUAUGGAGCUCAUACAGCGAGCUCCAAUUCCGGCGCGGCCACCACUUCUGAACUGUCUGGAUCUGAUCAGUCUGGAUCUAGUGGUCGUGGAUCAGCAGAAGAUGGUGAAGAUGGUGAGGAUGAAGAAAUAAGAAUGAUAAAUGAGGGGCCAUUACAAAGAGAAACAGGCAUUCAUAGACAAACAAAUGGGGUGGAUGACGAUAAUCUUUCUGAUGUUUCAGUCCAUAAUACUCAAGAGUACUUAGCGAGAUUGGGAAUCGUGGACACAGGUACCGGAGGAGGAGCAUCGACAUCUUCCCGAAGAUGUUCUGAGAAUGUUGGUAACAAAGAUACAAUGUUACACCAUGGGCCAAUAGAUUCUAUGCAUAUAUUUGAUGAAGAAGGUGCACAUGAAAAUGAUAUAACUAAUUUAAUAUAUGCCAAAUUAAAUGAAGUAACUGGAAGUGAGAGAGCAAGUAGCGCCGAUGAAGCGAGUGCGGCAGUUGAUAGAGCAAUGGCGCUCGGAGCGUUUCCAAGUACAUCGGGAGAUAAUAACGCUGUUCCAACUGCAGGGCCAUCUAUGACAGGUAGUUUAAGUUCUAUUGUACAUUCAGAAGAAGAAUUAACUGGCAGUUAUAACUGGGAUUACUUACUCGACUGGGGCCCACAGUAUCAACCUUUAGCUCACGUAUUCUCAGAGAUCGCCCGCUUGAAGGAUGAUGCCGUGUCAUUACAAAGUGGAAAUAGUGGUGCCUCGAGUGCUAAGAGCAAAGGCACUUCAAUAUUAGGCGGUAAAAGCGUACCACCGCCAUUACUCACAACAGUUGCACCACGAAGUUGUCCAGCCCCGUCAUUGUCUUGUAGGCAACCGCAGCACCUGUUACCAAGAUCGCCUAUAAGUCAUGAUGUUUCCGGCGGGUUUUCAGCCGCUGCUGCAAUGUCGCCAUCAUUUUCACCUUCUUUAUCGCCACUGGCUACUAGGUCACCUUCAAUGUCACCGUUAGUAGGGCCAGGUCUUCCCCCAACCGCAGCUAAUAGAAAGCCACCUCAUUCCACAAUGAGAAUGUAAUAUUAUGUAGUUUAUUUGUAUUAAUAAUUAUAUUUGUACAUAAGUAGUACGUGACUGUUUGCCUUUUAAGUAUUGACUUAAUAGUAUUUAUUGAUUAUACCGAUGUGAUCGGAUUAGUUUCUUUGUAAUUUAGCAUCAUUUUGUGCAUGUUAUCUGUAUUUUACUUUCCUGGAUAUGCUCAAAGUGAUUAUAAGCGCUUAUUACCGAUUUUACGGUAAAUGUAAAUAGUGUCUUCAUUCGGGUCAUAACUUUAAUUAUUGUACAUAUUAGUUUGUAUAUUAAUAGUGCCUUGUAAAGAAUGAAAUGAAGACUGCCAUGUUAUUAUUAUUUACAACACAAACACACAGCUUUACGUAAGCUAUAAGAUUACUUUAGAUACUGCAAUUUUUAUAAGCUUUACUUUGUAAUCAGAAUUCUUGUUACAAUAAUUACAAUGAAAUUCACAAUGCAAUGCUAUAGUUAAGAUUUUCUAUGCCUCCGUAUUGUUAUCAGAUUAACUAUUAUAAUUAUUAUAUAUGUGUUUAGAAAUAUUUUAUACUGUGAUUUUCGUCUAAGUAUCGAAAACGCCUGUUUUUACUGCGUUUGAAAUAAUUUGAGACCAAUUAAACUUUCUUAACAUUUCACAUGUAAAUAAAUUGUAUAUUCCAAUGUCAAAUUAUUUCUGACGAAGUGAUAUCGUUGAUUUGUAAAUAUUUUAAUAUUAAGAUACAAAACGACUGUCUGAGAUGAUGUUUAGUGAAAAAUAAACGAAAUUGUAAAAUUGAUUAAUGGUUUCAUUUAUUAUAUUUGAUUAAUAUUAGUGACCUUAUUUUACCGAUACUUAUUAACAUAGUUUUUGCUUAAAAGCAUAAAUAUUACAGCCUCAAUAUAAGGAGACAUAAAAUGGAUAAAUUAAUGAAACAUUACAAUAAUGAACCACAUAUCACAGAUGGAUCUAAAACUACGUAGUAAUGGGAUAUCACAAUACAGUAAUAUUAUAAAAAGAGGAUUCAAUUUCGAGACACAAUUUGCCACAUUUCCAAAUUUAGCACCAAUUUAUUAAUAUGUUUGUUUUUUAAUAUUGUUUAUUUUUCUAAACAAGAUGUUGAUAUUAAUUUCGAAUUCAAAGAGAAUAUAAAUAGUAGGUACCUAGGUAAAGUAUAGACUAAUAACUACAUUGCCGAGUAGACAAAGAUUUCAAAUAAAAUUAGCUGUGCCUUUCUAUUCAUCUACACACAACUAUGAUGAUGAUGAUCUUAAUCUAAAAAUGCCUAAAUAAAAUAUAAAUAAACUUUCAGACAAUUCUGAUACACUCCAACAAACAAUAAUAAUAAUCGAUCUGGAUACUGUUAUAAUAAAUCUAUUAUGAUCUUU
This is a messenger RNA of Maniola jurtina (meadow brown), 11028 nucleotides long. It is a transcript of the gene ds, whose product is annotated as protein dachsous. The transcript has 15 exons. Gene Ontology annotation, biological process: homophilic cell-cell adhesion. The record is from RefSeq and is a predicted model, not a curated record. Gene Ontology annotation, cellular component: catenin complex; plasma membrane. Lineage: Eukaryota; Metazoa; Arthropoda; Insecta; Lepidoptera; Nymphalidae. Bases 16 to 9675 code for a protein of 3219 amino acids. Gene Ontology annotation, molecular function: calcium ion binding; cadherin binding.